Bactrocera tryoni is the source of this 1676-nucleotide messenger RNA. RefSeq names its product acid-sensing ion channel 4-A (gene ppk17). Gene Ontology annotation, molecular function: ligand-gated sodium channel activity. Gene Ontology annotation, cellular component: membrane. The coding region runs from base 158 to 1489 and encodes 443 amino acids. NCBI's taxonomy places the organism in Eukaryota, Metazoa, Arthropoda, Insecta, Diptera, Tephritidae. Gene Ontology annotation, biological process: sodium ion transmembrane transport. The record is from RefSeq and is a predicted model, not a curated record. The transcript has 9 exons.
GGGAACUAAUACGGGAUGCUUUGGCGUUUAGCAGGAAAACAAUACGUCAAUAACACUUCACGGUCGCAGCAGUAAUUCAGUUUGAACUCGGUGGUGCAUAUUAACAGCCGCCUAAUACGAAUAUAACAGCACUUUCAACUCUCAACAAAUAACGACUAUGGGAUAUUGGUUAGAGCUAUUGGAUUGGAUAUUAAGAGAUCCUGGAAAACUAAUACGCUAUUUAGUCCUUUUUGUGUGCUCAGUUAUUGUGAUUGUUCAGUUGUCGGAAUGCUUUACUAAACUGAAUAGUCCACCGAUAUCAACUCACUCAUACUUUAGUCUGAACGACACUGUAGAAAUGCCAGCUGUCACCAUAUGCCGCGAGCCACCAUACAAAGAAGAUGUACUAAAUAGUAUGUCGGGUGGUAUAUGCCCGCAUCCAAAAUAUAUAACUUGCUGGAAUAACUUCCCUUUCAACGACUUAGAACUAGAUGAUUUCUUUAUGAAUUCAACCUUUGAUUUAGAAGAAACCAUAUUAGGUGAACAAUAUGGACUUGAUGGAUUAACAAAGAAUUUAGAAAUAAAAACCAGCUUACACUUCUACAUGGGCCGCUGUUACACUUUGAAUCCUAAAAUAGAGUUAAAACGUACAACUCGUACUUCUGGUUAUUCUCUAAUGCUUACUCAUCACAUUAUACCGGGCUCAAGUAUGGAAAUGAUGUUGGAAAAAAAUCCAGGAUGGCAUGUUUAUAUACAUGAUCAUCGUCAUGAGUUCACAGAACUCAAUGUCAAAGGGGCAGCACGUUCAGAAUAUAUUUUCGCUGAAAUUGACGAAGAAAUUGAAAUAAAACUCCAAAGUCAACAAUUCAGAAAUAUUGAAUCCAAAGAAACGCCUUGUUCAGCCACACUAAGCUAUAGUGACAUGAAGUGCGCAGAGUUAUGUGUUUUCGAUGACUUGGCUACAAAAACCAAUUGCACUGGUCCUUGGAUGACCGGUAUAUUGCAGCAACCAUGCGAUAACAGCAAGUCAAUGCGUGCCUUAAUAAAGGAUUACGGGAUCUACUAUGAAAGUGACGACGACAUUGAAUGCGAUUGCAAACGUCCUUGUAACGCGCGUAUUUAUUCGACAUUUAUACAAAGCAGAAAACAACUUAAUUCAGGUCAGCAAUAUACCCAAGUAUGGAUUUACUAUUCCACAAAACUGGUUUCGCAGAUGGUGGAAGAACGUCUGAGUUAUGACACAACACAAUUUAUAGCUGACAUUGGUGGCUCAUUGGGUUUUCUGCUAGGUCUCUCUGUUCUAGGAUUAAUCGGCAUAUUGGAACAUCUUACCUUAUUUUUCUGCGGAGGAUUAAUAAAAAAACAAUUAAAACACGAGAAGCAGUUACAAGACGACGCAGAACGUCAAUCCCAAAAAAGUGAUGCAACUGAUAUAACAGGUACAACUCUUGAUAUAGCCACAAUAUCCAGAGAGAAGAAAACAUAUAUGGACGAAGAAACUCUUGCUUGACUUAUUUUCAUUUAUUAUUUUUUAUUAAGUAGUAUAAGUAGUAUUUAAUCACUUUAUACCGUUUAAUAAGUAAAACUGUUCCUUGUAUGUGGUAUCCCGCAUUGAGUAAACUUAGCAGCACUUAAAUUUUUAUCAAAUUUACAUCCAUUUCUCCGCCUCUCUAAUAAAGCGUCGUAAACAAAUAGAA